Trametes versicolor FP-101664 SS1 is the source of this 3936-nucleotide messenger RNA. RefSeq lists its product as uncharacterized. Gene Ontology annotation, biological process: protein import into nucleus; nuclear pore organization. The coding region runs from base 1 to 3936 and encodes 1311 amino acids. The record is from RefSeq and is a predicted model, not a curated record. The transcript is spliced from 12 exons. Gene Ontology annotation, molecular function: structural constituent of nuclear pore. Gene Ontology annotation, cellular component: nuclear pore transmembrane ring. NCBI's taxonomy places the organism in Eukaryota, Fungi, Basidiomycota, Agaricomycetes, Polyporales, Polyporaceae.
AUGUCCACCGACUCGAAACCUCCAACAACUGGGACGGCGCCCGGACCUCCUCAACCUCUACCGCGUAUACCGGAGAGAAUACUUGAAGUACCAGACCAACGGUACUAUGUACUUGGCUUGGGUCUAGCAUGCCAGGCAGCCAAAAUCUGGGACUUGCUCCAAUAUUGGACAUCGUCAAGUGACACCCCAUUACAUUUCGCAAGGAAAUGGUUGUUUGUGGACUUCCUGUAUUGCGCUGCUCUGUCGUGGCUCCGUAUACCUCGGCUACGGUACAGCAAGGCAGUCGUUGUGCUGCAAAUACUCUUCCUAUGCCUCUUCGACGGUCUCGCGUUUGGCGGCAUCUCUGUCAAUAUCGGAGCGGGUGGCUCGUGGUCACAGUCGGCCGGGUCUUCAGCACUUGCUUUGCGCUCAGGACACGUUGCAACCAAGUCAUCUGCUUUUUGGGAUUACCUGCCAGACUUCGGGCUUCCCGUCUUGCACGGCGCGAAGGACACCCAUCUCCUUGGACAGCACACUGUGCGCAUGUCACCUAUAAGCACGGCUCACCUGAAUCCCUACGGCGAAACCUUCUGCUUGCCGACGUCAAAUUCGCAUGUCCUCAUCCCUCUUCUGCUCAACAACACGUCCCCAAUCGGCGUGCGGUAUAGUCUCACACCACUCGCAUACUCGGAGUCCUCUCGUAGCUCUGGCAAGAUUGAGUAUCUGGAGCUGUCAGCAAAGGAACUUCGUGCUAUCGAACAGAGCCGCGUUGAGCACCUUCAACUCGUUCGUGCGGCUGCUGCCAAGAAAGACCACGACGAGUACGACGAGUACGACGAUGACGAGGAAGAAGAUCACACGGAGCCGACGGGCCAUGGCAACCUGCAGAAGACCCAAGACAUGACCUACAUUCGCCUCAACAAGCCCGGAACUCUCCGCAUAGAACGGGUGGUUGACCAUUCCAACGUCGAUGCGCGGUUGGUCAAUCCCGGAGAGGUCACUGUCGUUCCGUGCCCUCGUGCAGAGUUUACGUCGGAAAGCAUGACACAGGUCAAGGAGGUUCGUUGCGCGACGCCACGUCUAGUCAGUGGCGCAGGCGAGGAGCUCCAGCUUGAGAUCAAUAUUUUCGGUGUCCCACCUCUCAGCCUGCGCUGGACUCGCGAAGUUGGCUCUCGUAAGGAGUCAUUCAUGGUCGAGGGCAUCGAAGGCGCCGAGCACGAGCAUCAGACUCAUUCCGAAGAUGACCGCCGUGUCUCUAGCGGGCCCGGCCAACGCGCCCCUACCCAAGUCAAGGUCCCCCUCACAGUCUUGCUCGAUGCGCUCGGGACGCACACGUACAAGCUCGAGUCCGUCACGGACGCUAUGGGUAACGUCGCACAAGCUGGAGAAUAUGUUGGAACCGAGGUCGCGUCUCGCAAGAUUUCACCCUACACCGCGAGCACCCGGUCAGUUACAGUCCUCCGGCGUCCAAGUGUGUCCUUCAAACACUGUGGGCCUGGGCAUCCUGCCUCCCUGCUCAUCGGCGCCGAGGCGCCGCUCGCGAUCUCCACGGUGGACGCGGACACUAUCGACGCGCCAUGGGACGUCGACGUUCGUUACGACCCGCCCGCCGAGGACGGCAAGCCCAGCAAGCGGUACAAAGGCUGGACGAAAACGCUCGAAACGCAAGGCGAACGGAAGGAGCUUACGCUCCGCGCGAGCGCUCCUGGAGAAUACACGAUUGUCGGCGUGCACGGCCAAUACUGCGAGGGUGACGUCCUGAGCCCCGAAACGUGCAAAGUCGUCGAGCGGCCGCUGCCCACGGCGGAGAUUGAGUGGAAGAAGAUCCACGAGUGUUCGGGCGACACUGGCGUUUCUGCUGCGCUGGUGCUCCACGGCACCCCGCCGUUCCAGGUCUAUUAUCGUCAACAGCGGGACAGCGAGCCCGCACGGGAGACAUCGAAGACGUUCGCGAGCUCGCGCGGUGAACUUACCUUGCAGCCGGAGCGCAGCGGGCACUACACGUUCAAGUUUACCCAGUUGAGCGAUGCGAACUACAAGAAGACCGAUCUGAAAGGGCCGUCGAUCGAGCUCGAUGUGCACCCACCGCCCGCGGCGGACUUUGUGCGCGCGCCGCAGAGUGGCAGGGGUAAGAAGAGCAUCAGUAGCUGUGCGGGCAACAUGGUUGACGUCGAUGUUGAACUUCGGGGUACCGCACCGUGGAACGUCGAAGUCCAAAUCGUUGGGCCGAAGGGCUCUGAGGUUAUCCCCUUCUCUGGUAUUGAAACCCCAAAGAAGACCCUGUCAUUGCCUAUCCCGAAGUCUAUCGAUAGAGAUGGCGGUGCUUUCGAUAUCGAUCUUGUCAGCGUUGAGGACGCCUAUGGCUGCAAGCGUACCCUGUCAGUUCCAGGCGUGGCUGUUAACGUCCGCCGUGUCUUGCCUACCGUCAAGUUCUACGGAAAGGUUGAUCAACGGCAUGUUACCGUCCUUGAUCACGAGCAAGCUGUACUUCCGCUCCGACUUUCUGGCGAGGGACCAUGGCGCGUGAAAUACCGCACACAAGAGGCACCAGGGCGGGCUCUGUCAGCUACGCUCAGGUCGCCCAACGACGAGCUCCACGUCAAUGGCAAGGGCACGUAUGAACUCCUUGAAGUCUCAGACUCUCAAUGUCCUGGAACUGUUGUCAGCGGCGAGAACACUUAUCGUGUCGACCAUGUCGCUAGGCCUUUGGCCAAGCUUUCAUCAGACGUGCAGGCGACAUAUGAGCGAUUCAACGGGUCCCAUAUUCUCCCACCCAUAUGCGAGAGCCUGAGCGACCAUGUCGACCUCGACUUAACAGGCCGGCCUCCUUUCCAGAUCAUGUACAACAUCGCGAAGGACGACGGCUUCGGCGCGACGAAGCUCCUCGACCAGCCGACGUUCAGCAGCAUCCAACCCCGCACUCGCUUCCAGCUCCGCACGUCCGAGCCCGGACGCGUCUACUACGAGGUCAAGCAGAUCGGGGACGCCGCCUACCCGCUUGCGAAGAACAAGGACGCGAUCAUCCCGCGCUCCGAACGCCUCCUCUUUGAGCAGCAGGUGCUCAUGCGCCCGUCCGUGCGCUUCAAGAACCACAAUCGCAUGUCGUAUUGCUUGAACGACAUCCUCACCGCGCACGACACUGCGGGCGCGGACGGGCUCGUCGUGCUUGAGGGCACGCCGCCAUUCCAGUUGACCGUCUCCGUGCGCAACCUUGCUGCGAGCGAGGUGUACACGGAGACAAUCGAGCUGCACGACACGACGUGGCGCCUGCACCUCCCGCACUACACCUUCCGCUCGAUCGGGCCGCACCAGGUCACGAUUGAGUCAGUGCAGGAUGCCAGCCGCUGCGAGCAGGUUGCGCCAGACCCGCUUUACAGGGGCAUCUGGGUCGACGUCGCGGAGACAGCGGCUAUCAUUCCGUUCAGCAGGCGCGAGGACUACUGCGUCGGAGACGUCAUCCCCUUCCAGCUCGAGGGCACGCCCCCAUGGACGAUUGGAUACCGCAUCAACGGCAAGCUGCACACCCAAGAGGCCAAGAUCUCGCCGUGGUCCGUCGGCGCGGCGCAGGCGGGCGAGCUCGCGAUCACGAGCGUCGCGCACCAGCAGAAGAUGUGCAAGACGGCGGUGCCGGACCUGCGGUACGCGGUGCACGCGCUGCCGGCCGCGCAGGUCGGGCACGGGAAGCGGAUCGUGCAGGACAUCCACGAGGGCGACCAGGCGGAGAUCGUGUUCACGCUCGUCGGCGAGCCGCCGUUCACGUUCACGUACCAGCGCGCGGAGCUCAGCCCGCGCAAGGGCGUGCAGGGCCGCGUGCUCGAGACGCACACUGUGUCGGGCGUGACGACCAAGGAGUACUCGAUCUUCUCUGCGCUCCAAGGAACCUGGACUAUUACGUCUAUUUCGGAUAGGUAUUGCAGGUACCCCCCUACCCAAGACACGCAAGAAAAGUCGAGAUGA